Molecule: messenger RNA, 6790 nt
Organism: Ceutorhynchus assimilis (cabbage seed weevil)
Lineage: Eukaryota; Metazoa; Arthropoda; Insecta; Coleoptera; Curculionidae
Source: the annotation of a GenBank genome assembly
UCAACUUUGUUGUUUGAGUUGGAAAAUUAUUGUGUUAUUAGUCAAAAGUGGUAAUAUAAUGCUGAAAUAUAAUUAAACAAAUAACGAUUCAACGUCCCACUUAAACCAUGACGAAAGACGACAAAUUAUUUUUCCACAAAACCGUAAUGCAUUUGGCCAGGUCAUUGGGAAACAUCAAAAACACACCAUGGGAAAAGGUACAAAUCCUAUACGGUAUGUGCCCCAUGGAAUCGUCCAAUGGCGGAAUUUCGAUCAAUUGCCGUCAGCAGGACGCUGUUAUCGCUCUGGGCAUUUACUUUCUGGAAUCCAAAUUGCAACACAAGGAAAAAAUUGUUAGAUACUUGUUACGUUUGGCUACACUAUUGGAAAAAGCUACAUGGCCUGAUGAACUAAGAUAUCAUCCAACAGAUAGGCUUCCUAUGGCUGAGAAAUUUAGCUUUUGCUUGCACACUCUCCUCUGUGAUGUUGCAGCAAGAUGCGAAGACUACAGAAAAGAAAUUAUCGACACUCAAGUCGAGUGCAUGGCUAAUUUAACCAACAACAUUAUAAAGUUGCAAGAUCCCAACAAUUGCAACAGCAAUUCGAAAUUGUUUCUAUGCAAAACCACUUUGCCAGUACUUAUUGGGCUUUCCAGAGCUAUGGGAAAGUUUUCUUUUAACGAUCCGCCCUUGAUUUGCAGAAUUUUUCCUAAACCUGAACCACCUUUAGGACGCAAUUCUGUACCUAAAACUGCUACUUACACUAAAAGUUUUAGUAAUUUCAGAAGUAUCAUUCCAAGAAGUUUGUCUGGCAAUUUGGCAGCUACUUUUGAUAUUUUAGCUAUAACUCAAGGAUAUGACGCUACUGAUAUUGCUUACACUUCAAAUUCGCUUAAGAGAGGCUCUAUUAACAAAAAUUCUACCAGUUACGAUCCUACUACGUAUUUUUUCGCUAAGUUUGGGUCUUGCUUCAAUCAAUUUCCUCAAUUGCGAAUUAGUGAUCCGAAUGAUAAAAAAGCCAUUAUUAUUUUCCCCCAGCAUCAUUUGGUCACUAUAUUAGCUUUGAGCAAGAAACUGCUCACCAAGGAAAUGUUGACUAUUAUCGAUGAACAAUCUUUGGAGAUUUCAACGACAGGAAAAAUUCAAAUAUUCCCUUACAAAACAUUUUCAGAAACCAUUAAUUUGGUAAUGGUUACGUUGAUGCGGGAAUUGUUGCAGCCCCAAUAUAAUUUACCUGUACCUUUUACUAAAGAUGUGCAAGAAUUUGUCAAAGGUUUAUAUCUUAAUGGCCAAACCGAACUACAGAGUCGCAAUCAUGAUGCCAGCGAAAAAGAAGACAGAGAAAGCAAUUUUGCUUUGGUCAAUAAAUUCAAAGUCAAUGUUAUGGCAAAUGCCGCAUGUGUAGACUUACUGGUUUGGGCUAUUGGAGAUGAGACUGGUGCAGACAGCCUUUGUGGAAGACUUUCGGAAAAAAUCAACUCCAACCACGGCUACAGAUUGGUUUUAGCUCACAUGCCCCUACUUAUGGUUUGCUUGGAAGGCUUGGGCAAAUUAGCUCAAAAAUUCCCAAACAUUUCCUCAACUUCUAUAUAUUGCCUAAGGGAUUUCCUAAUAGCUCCAUCGCCCAUAUUAUCAAAAUUGCAUCGACAAGCUAAUGAAAAAGGCAAAGAAAACUUGAAAAUAAUCGCUACUGGAAAUCAAUUAAAAGCCGAAACCACCAAACAACAAACAUCACCAGUUCAAGGGGCCUUUGAAAAACUAAGGGACGCCGCAAUAGAAAAUUUAUGUUACGCCCUCGAAGCGGCCCACGCCACAGACCCAGAUUGCGUCCGGGCUUUGGUUGCUUCAGUUUCAAACCGACUAUUUACGGCCGAAAAAAGUGACAGCGAAUCCACCCUGAUAUCGACCAAUAUCGUCAUCAUGCUCGGUCACGUGGCCGUUUCAAUGAAGGGCACACCCAAAACUACAGAUACGAUAUUGCAAUUUUUUCAGCAGAGAUUUUGCAGGGUGCCUUCAGCUUUGGAUACUUUAAUUGUUGAUCAGUUGGGAUGUAUGAUUAUAGCGCAAUGUGAACCGCACGUCUAUGAGGUCGUUAUGAAAAUGUUCACUAUGAUUACGGUUGAGAGUGGCAGCUCUACUUAUGGAAAUGCUAGUGACAAGGCUCAAUAUAGGCACGUUUCAAGAUCUGUAAUCAAUGCCUUGGCAAAUAUUGCUGACAAUAUUCAAGGAGAACAACAAAUGAAUGAGCUGCUGGGCCGUUUAUUGGAACUUUUUGUUCAGUUGGGUUUGGAAGGCAAAAGGGCCAGUGAUAAGUCACCAGGGGCAUUAAAAGCAUCAAGCUCUGCCGGUAAUCUGGGGGUACUUAUCCCAGUAAUCGCAGUGCUCCUCAGACGACUACCUCCAAUCAGAAAUCCCAAACCAAGAAUACACAAACUUUUCCGAGACUUCUGGCUGUACUGCGUCAUAAUGGGUUUCACUGCAUCGGAAUCAGGUCUCUGGCCUCAAGAGUGGUACGAGGGUGUUAAAGAAAUCGCCGUAAAAUCACCAGCUUUAGUUUCGCCGACUUCAAGUCGCUCUGAAAUGAGAGAGCUUCAAUACACUAGCGCCGUUAGAAACGACAGCGUUUCUAUUACCGAACUGCAAGAGCUUAAAAACCAAAUUCUAGAUUUGCUUAGGCACCCAGCAGACGUCACUGCUAUCGUCAACAACAAGUUGAGUUUUGCUCAGUGUACUUUUUUGUUGAGUGUGUAUUGGGUCGAGACUCUAAGGGUUCAGCAUUCUGGUGAGCCAAGUCUAGUACCGAUGAUAUCCGAUUAUCUAAGCGAUUCGGCACUUCAAAAAGACAAAAGUGGUAUGUGGAAUUGCGUUGCUUCAGUAAGCGAUAGAGUUUUUGAAAAAUUUCUGGAAGUAAUGAAAAACAAGCCCAGAGAUGAGGCGCGCGAAGCCGACUUGGAACAGCACGCUCAAUUCCUACUUGUAAAUUUCAAUCACACUCAUAAGCAAAUCAGGAGGGUUUCCGAUAAGUUCUUGGCUAGUUUGGUUGAUAAAUUUCCGCAUUUGUUAUGGAGCAGACGGGUAUUGUGGACUAUGCUGGAUAUUUUACAAGUUCUCUCGUAUUCGCUGGAAAUUGAUCCGAAUCAAGAAACACCUACUUUGAGAAUACCUACGACUCCGUAUUCUAUACAAUUAAUGGACACUUUAGAAGCUAGAGAGUCUAUAAUCAAGGAUUUUGCUGCCAAUUCUGAAAGGAUUAUUAAAGAAGCUAUGAGAUGGGCUCCGCAAUGGACUAGGUCUCAUAUACAAGAGUAUAUUAAUCAAAUACCAACAUCAGGUAUGUGGCACCAUACUGGUUUAUCGAUGGCGCUGGAAUCUAUCUUACAAUUUGGCCCAUUGAAUUUAUACAGCGCCCCUCUGAGUAUAUCUACUUUGGAGAAGCGUCCUAAAUGUGUUAAAAAUGACUCUAGUAAAAUUAUAUCCACCUCUGCCAUGAGAUCAAAAUAUAUUGGCGAGGUAAUUGGUAUGCUGACAAUAUAUGGAGAAGACCAAAUAGAAGAACUAAUAACAGCAAUAUUAAAAAGAGUUCGAAGCGCUUGUAGCCAGCAAUCGGACUCUUUGCACAGAGACGCUUUAUGGCAAGCUACAGCUCUUUUAAUUCACACAUCAGAAUUCAAUAGAACCUUACUUCAUGCAAUUGCCUCUUCACAAGUUGAAGUUUUUAGUGUGGAAGCCAUGAGAACGGCAGUGGAAUGUUGGCAAUGGCUUAUAACGUCCAAACCAGAGCUGGAAAUGAGAUUUCUUCAGGAAAUGGUUGCGGCUUGGAAAUGUACCAUUCAGAAAAAACUUGGGUUGUUUUCUACUACGCGACCACAAACCAGUCCUUUGGCUGUUUACGAAGGUUGUGAUCUAGAUCCAGAUACUCCUUUUGUAAAGCCUCACGUGAUAUGGGUGCAAUUUAUUUGCGAAUUAGUUGAAACGAUUAAGUAUAGCAGCUAUGAAAAAAUGGAAAUGAUUGCUAGUUUGAUUCAUCACUCUUUGCCCAUGUCUGUCGGUACUGAUCCUCCUGCUAUUACAAGACAUACAUCUGCUGUUGGAGUUAGAUUUAAACUCAUGACUUGUGGUUUGUCACUGUUGCAAGGCGAUAUUUUGCCUAAAAGUUUAGCCAAGAAUGUUUUGAGAGAAAGAAUUUAUUGUUCGUGUUUGGAUUAUUUUUGCAAGCCCAUCAAAUGCCCCACUCAAAAUUCGAACGACUUGAGAGACGAUAUUACUACACUAGUUCGAUUUUGGCAAACUUUACAUUCCGAUAAGAAGUACUUAAAAGUUAGUGAUGUAGGAGAUUUAGGUCCUACAACUCCGAUCUCUGGCGUGCAAAACAACGAAAUGGCAAAACCGAGCGAUUUUGCCAGGCCAACUUCAGGCUGGAUUAACACAAUGCCCCUUUCCACAAGUACGGCAACUUUGAGCAAGAGAUCAGCCAAAUCGGCAAGAAAAGUACCAAUGGCCGACAAUUUUGUGAAAUGCUACUUGAAAAAACGUAAUUUGAUUUUGGAACUGUUGGCAGUAGAAAUUGAGUUUUUGGUAGUUUGGCACAACCCCACUUCUAGGCCUGAAUUGAUAAUUCCAGGCGAGGAAAACAUCGCCUCCUGGCGAGCUAAAACGAUAACCGACAAACAGUGGCACGAUUAUACGCGUCUGGCCUGGGAAAUAUCGCCCGUCUUAGCUGUUUAUUUACCUACUAGAUUCAAGACCAACGAAGCCAUAAUCAGCGAAAUCAAGAGUCAGGUUCAAAUGAAUCCCACUUCAGUCACUCACGUGCCAGAGGCUCUGCAAUACUUGGCCACCACCGAGGCUAUUUUGGCCGACAGUCCUAAGUUGGUGCACAUGCUGACUUGGGCUAGAGUAUCACCAAUACAGGCACUGGCAUACUUCAGUAGACAAUUUCCGUCUCAUCCAAUCUCCGCCCAAUAUGCGGUCAGGGUUUUAAGCUCUUACCAAGCUGACGCAGUGCUGUUUUACAUUCCGCAACUUGUCCAAAGUUUAAGGCAUGAUAAGAUGGGUUAUGUAACUGAGUUCAUCAAGUGGAUAGCUAAAAAAUCUCAAAUAGUAGCCCAUCAGCUUAUUUGGAAUAUGAAAACGAAUAUGUAUACUGACGAGGAUAUGCAAAUUAAAGAUCCCAUUUUAUUUGAACUACUAGAAUCUUUAACAAAUAAUAUUGUGGGUGAGCUUUCGGGACCGGCGAAAAUGUUCUACGAAAGGGAGUUUGACUUUUUCGACAAAAUUACAAAUAUUUCCGGAGAAAUUAGACCUUAUCCUAAGGGACCCGAAAGACGUCGUGCCUGUUUAGAAGCAUUAAGUAAAAUUAAGGUUCAACCCGGUUGCUACCUGCCAAGUAAUCCCGAAGCCAUGGUACUGGAUAUCGACUACAAAAGCGGCAUACCGAUGCAAAGUGCCGCCAAAGCCCCGUACCUUGCCAGAUUCAAAGUGGCCAGGUGCGGCAUUCAAGAGCUGGAAAAUAUCGCCAUGGCAGUUUCUAUAAACGAGACAUACGAGCGCUCGUUGGAUGCGGAAAUUUGGCAAGCGGCGAUAUUUAAAGUGGGCGACGAUGUCAGGCAGGACAUGUUGGCUUUGCAAGUGAUUGGAAUUUUCAAAAAUGUUUUUCAGACUGUCGGGUUGGAUUUGUACUUGUUUCCUUAUAGGGUUGUUGCCACUGCACCAGGGUGUGGUGUGAUUGAGUGUGUCCCCAAUGCAAAAUCUCGUGACCAACUAGGACGACAAACCGACAUAGGAAUGUACGAGUAUUUUUUGAAAAAGUACGGCGACGACAGCACAAAAGAGUUCCAAAUCGCCCGUAGAAAUUUCAUUAUAUCGAUGGCCGCUUACAGCGUCAUCGGGUUCUUGUUGCAAAUCAAAGACAGACACAACGGCAACAUUAUGUUGGACACUGAAGGCCACAUUAUUCAUAUUGAUUUCGGUUUUAUGUUUGAAUCCUCACCUGGAGGCAAUUUAGGUUUCGAGCCUGAUAUAAAACUAACCGAUGAAAUGGUAAUGAUAAUGGGUGGAAAAAUGGAAGCGGCACCAUUUAAAUGGUUCUCAGACUUGUGCGUUCACGCCUAUUUGGCUGUCAGGCCUCAUCAAGAAGCCAUAAUCUCGCUAGUGUCUCUUAUGCUGGACACAGGAUUGCCAUGUUUCAGAGGGCAAACCAUCAAACUUUUACGGGGUAGAUUUAAUCCGGGCGCAAACGACAAAGAGGCUGCAAAUUAUAUGCUACAAAUAAUCAGGAAUAGCUUUUUGAACUUUAGAACGCGUACUUACGAUAUGAUUCAAUAUUAUCAGAAUCAAAUUCCCUAUUAAUAAUUUGAUAGUUUCAUAUUUACUUAAGUCUAUGACAAAUUAUUGUGGUUUGGUUAAUUUUUACUAACCAAAUGGAUAUUUUUAGAAGAAAUUGCAUUUAUUUUUUAAUUUAUUUACUAACCCUCUGGUUGGUAUAAUUCUAGUCAAAAAUUUAUUGUCAAUAGGAUUUAGGUAUGUGAUAUUUAUUUAUGGUUUCAGAUAAUAAUAAUAAUAAUAAUAUGUUACAUAUAAAUUAAAAAUAUUGGUUUUUAUUCAGAAAUUAUUUAAAGGCCUCGACAAUGUCCGUAGUAACUUUUCGGUUCAAAAUUUCGAUCCAGUAACCAUCCGGAUCUGUAAUAAAAGCAAUCCCUUUCAUUUGCCCAUCAUCUGGUUUCUUGAUGAAGUUGACUCCGUGUUUUUCAAAGUGUUCGCAUGCUUUGUAGACGUCGGGAACUUCUAGACCAAUAUGACCUGGAAUAAUUGGG